Molecule: messenger RNA, 1661 nt
Organism: Oncorhynchus gorbuscha (pink salmon)
Lineage: Eukaryota; Metazoa; Chordata; Actinopteri; Salmoniformes; Salmonidae
Gene: angpt4
Product: angiopoietin 4
Exons: 9
Coding region: 2-1516 (504 amino acids)
Source: RefSeq, a predicted model, not a curated record
CAUGAGGAAAAUCCUGUUGGGUUGGGGGCUGAUGCUGACGGCUGGGGUAAUGGGGGCUAGCGUAGUGGGUGCUAGUGGAGGAGGAGGAGGUGGUAGAGGGCAGAGGCGCAGAGGAGAAAAGCGCAGGGGGCUCCAUCGUGUCCAGCACGGCCACUGCAGCUACACCUUCAUCCUACCAGAGAUGGAGCGCUGUCAGGCCAGCCCGGUCCAAUACGGCAGCACCAACAUGGUUCAAAGGGACAAACCACCCCCUGCAGAGAGUGACUGGUCUGCGCAGAAAUUGCAGCACCUGGAGACGGCCAUGGAGAACAACACGCAGUGGCUGCAGAAGCUAGAAAAGUAUAUCCAGGAAAACAUCAAGAUGGAGAUGGUGCAUAUUCAAGACCAUCCAGUACACAACCAGACUGCUACCAUGCUGGAAAUCGGAACUAACCUGUUGACUCAGACUGCAGAACAGACCCACAAGUUAAACGUUGUCGAGGCUAAGGUUAUGAACCAGACAUCAAGAAUUGAGAUCAAGUUGUUGGAGAACUCAUUAUCUACAGACAAACUGGAGAAGGAAUUAUUGGUACAGACUUCUAAAAUCACUAAACUGCAAGACAAGAACAGUCAUUUGGAGAACAAGGUGCAGGUGUUGGAGUCACAGCAGCGGGACGAGCUGGAGGACAUGAGGGAGGAGAAGAAUAGGCUACAAGGACUGGUGAGGACCCAGACGACAGCCAUCGAGGCUCUAGAGAGGCAGCUGAGGGUGGCCAGCACCAACAACUCAGCCCUGCAAAGGCAGCAUCAGCAGCUCAUGGAGUCGGUCCACACGCUCAUCAACAUGGUGUCUACCGGUACAGGGAUAUUGCUGAGAGACCAGAGGUUUUGUGAUUGUGCAGAAGCCUAUAAAGCAGGACACAACAUCAGUGGAGUCUACUACAUAUACAUCAGUAACAUGACAGAACCCACCCAGGUGUUUUGUGACAUGGAGACUAGUGGUGGAGGCUGGACUUUGUUCCAGCGCAGGGUCAACGGCAGUGUGGACUUCCAGAGAACAUGGAAGGAAUACAAAAUGGGUUUUGGGGACCCUGCGGGAGAGCACUGGCUUGGGAAUGAGCUGGCGUUUCAGAUGACCAGUCAGACCCAGUAUGCCCUGAGAGUGGAGCUGAGAGACUGGGAGGGGAACACACCCUACUCUCACUACGACAAGUUCCAACUGGCCAGUGAGAAACAACAAUACAGGCUGUUCCUGUGGGGCUACAGUGGAACAGCGGGAGAGCAGAGCAGCCUGGUAUCGCAUGGCACCAGCUUCAGCACCCGCGACGCCGACAACGACAACUGCCUGUGCAAGUGUGCCCUCAUGCUGACUGGGGGUUGGUGGUUUGACGCUUGUGGCUUGUCCAACCUCAACGGCAUUUACUACACCGUGGGCCACAACAUCCGCAAGCUGAACGGGAUAAAGUGGCAUCACUUUCGGGGACCGAGUUAUUCACUUAGUUCAACAGCCAUGAUGAUCCGACCAUCCGACUUCUAAGACCGGACAGUCAUUUGGAGAGGGGAAGGGCUGUGAAUGGGAAAGGGACAGUCAUUUGGAGAGGGGAAGGGCUGUGAAUGGGAAAGGGACAGUCAUUCGGAGAGGGGAAGGGCUGUGAAUGAGAAAGGGACAGUCAUUUGGAGAG